CCGCCCCCACGCUCGGGCGGCUCUUCUCCCGGCGGACCACUUCAUCGUCUAUGCGCUGGUCUAUCCAAGAUGCCGCUCUACGAGGGCCUCGGGAGCGGCGGCGAGAAGACAGCGGUCGUGAUCGACCUAGGAGAAGCCUUCACCAAGUGUGGAUUCGCAGGAGAAACUGGUCCACGAUGUAUAAUUCCUAGUGUGAUAAAAAGAGCUGGCAUGUCUAAGCCAAUCAAAGUUGUUCAGUAUAAUAUUAAUACAGAAGAAUUAUAUUCCUACCUAAAGGAAUUCAUCCACAUACUGUAUUUCAGGCAUCUGUUGGUGAAUCCCAGAGACCGCCGAGUUGUGGUUAUUGAGUCGGUGUUAUGUCCUUCCCACUUCAGAGAGACACUUACUCGUGUUCUUUUCAAAUAUUUUGAGGUUCCGUCUGUCUUACUUGCUCCAAGUCAUCUGAUGGCGCUUCUGACCCUCGGGAUUAAUUCUGCCGUGGUCCUGGAUUGUGGAUAUAGAGAAAGCCUGGUGUUGCCUAUAUAUGAAGGCAUCCCAGUAUUGAAUUGCUGGGGAGCACUACCCUUAGGAGGAAAAGCUCUUCACAAGGAGUUGGAAACUCAGCUGUUGGAACAGUGUACUGUUGACACUGGUGCUGCUAAAGGACAGAGCCUCCCCUCAGUGAUGGGUUCAGUUCCAGAAAGUGUUCUAGAAGAUAUUAAAGUGCGUACGUGCUUUGUAAGUGAUCUAAAGCGUGGACUACAAAUCCAAGCAGCAAAAUUUAAUAUUGAUGGGAAUAAUGAGCGUCCCUCUCCACCUCCAAAUGUUGACUAUCCAUUGGAUGGAGAGAAAAUUUUACAUGUACUUGGAUCAAUCAGAGAUUCAGUUGUGGAAAUUCUUUUUGAACAAGAUAAUGAGGAGAAGUCAGUUGCCACUUUAAUAUUGGAUUCCCUUUUACAGUGCCCAAUAGACACCAGGAAGCAACUGGCAGAGAAUUUGGUAGUCAUAGGUGGCACAUCUAUGUUGCCAGGAUUUCUCCACAGAUUGCUUGCAGAAAUACGGUAUUUGGUAGAAAAGCCAAAAUACAAAAAGACACUUGGCACCAAGAACUUCCGAAUUCAUACUCCACCUGCAAAAGCUAAUUGUGUGGCCUGGUUGGGAGGGGCUGUUUUUGGAGCAUUGCAAGAUAUACUUGGGAGCCGCUCCAUUUCAAAGGAGUACUACAGUCAGACGGGCCGCAUACCUGAUUGGUGUUCUCUCAACAACCCACCUCUGGAAAUGAUGUUUGAUGUUGGGAAAACACAACCACCACUGAUGAAAAGAGCAUUUUCCACCGAGAAAUAAAUGCUUGAAUAAAUAAAUUCAGCCUUGCUUA
Molecule: messenger RNA, 1354 nt
Organism: Grammomys surdaster
Lineage: Eukaryota; Metazoa; Chordata; Mammalia; Rodentia; Muridae
Gene: Actr10
Product: actin related protein 10
Exons: 13
Coding region: 70-1323 (417 amino acids)
Biological process (GO): retrograde axonal transport of mitochondrion
Source: RefSeq, a predicted model, not a curated record